Molecule: messenger RNA, 2080 nt
Organism: Daphnia pulex (common water flea)
Lineage: Eukaryota; Metazoa; Arthropoda; Branchiopoda; Diplostraca; Daphniidae
Product: neurofilament medium polypeptide-like
Exons: 2
Coding region: 245-1630 (461 amino acids)
Source: RefSeq, a predicted model, not a curated record
GUUGCUGGUCCAGCGUCCAAGGCCGGUAAAAAGCAGGUGAACCGCUUAACGAGUUUACAGGUGACAACAAAGUCAAAUGUAUGUGUAACAGAAGCAACAAGCCUAGCCCCCUUUUUGGGCCAGAAUGCUGAGCAACUUAUAAAAGUAAGAGUGGCCCUGCCCAAACCAGAUCAAUCGUUUUGGCGUUGUUGUGUAGUUAUCACCUGUGUGAGAAUUCAGUCUCGGACUUUUUAGCUCAAGCGAAAUGUGUCGCUCCUUCAGCUCCGCGUCCAUGUUGUUUUUCAUAGGGAUGAUCGCUCUGUCUGGGUUGAUUGUCAACUCGGCAGACACUGCCGCAGCCAAUCGGACGGUUUACCCGAAAACUUAUUUCAAAAACAAGUCGGGCUCCUCCACUUAUUCCGCCACAACUUACAGACCCAUUGCUGUACCACCUGCAACAACCUACAAACCAAUUGUGCCAACAACAACUUACAAACCAGCCGUAACAACUUACAAAUCACCUGUAGCUCCUGCAGUCACUUACAAGCCCGUGGUUGUCCCAGUAACGACAACCUACAAACCAGCCGUUGCUCCAGCGGUUAAAGUAGGAUCGUACACCAACACUUUCUUCAAAUCCAAAUCGGCCCAACCGUCUGCCACUUACAACAGACCAGCAGUGGUCCCGCUGGUCCCAGCCUACAAGCCAACAGCACCCCCAACAACAACAACAACCACUUACAAACCCCCUGCUGUGGCACCAGUCGUCACGUACAAACCCGCAGUUGUCGCACCGGUGACUUACAAGCCUGCGGUCGCCACACCAACAACGCCAGCAGCUCCGGCCAAAGGAUUGUACAAAAACACCUUUUUCAAAUCCAAAGCCUCGGUACAAAAGUACAACAACGACAAGCCAACAACAGUUGCAUCUGCCACUACCUACAAGCCAUCGGUGGUCGCCCCGGCUAAAAUCCACAAACCCAAAGAUGCAGCCGAAGAGAAAAAGGACAAGAAGAAAGAAUUGUACACCAACACUUAUUUCAAAAUCAAAUCGACCGAGAAACCCACUGUGGAGAAACACGUUCACAAAUCGCAUUCCAACGAUUCGUCGUCAUCUGAGGAAUCGUCGGAGGAAACGCACGGAUUAUUAGGCGGAUCGUCCGAAUCGUCGGAGGAGUCGUCGUCCAAGUCGUCGGAAGAAGAAGGAUCGGGAUCGUCGGAAGAGAAAGAAGAAGAAGAAGAAGAAAGCAAAGAAGAAGAAAAAGAAAAUGAAGAAGAGGAGAAAUCCAAGGAAGGCGAAGAAGAAGAGGAAUCGAAAGAAGGUGAAGAAAACGAAACAGAUGAUGAAAAGGAAGAAGAAGAAGAAGAGGAAAAUGACAAAGACAAGAAAGAAACAAAAGUAGAAGAAAAGAAAGAAGAAGACAAGAAAGACGACAAGAAAGAAGAAGAGAAUAAAAAGGAAGAGAAGAAAGAGGAUAAAGCACCCAAAUCGGAAGUGAAACCCGUUAAAAAAGACGAAACCGUAACCAUGGCACCCGCCCAGCCAGCAGCUGUUAAGCAAAUCGUCGUCCCAGUCGCUCCCGCUGACAAGAAGAAUACCAAACCAGUGUUUUUGGCUUUUAAAAAGAUGAAGAAAAAUUUCGUUCCCGCAUGAAUUACCGAUCCCCCUGAUGGCAAUAAAGAAAUUCGACCACAAAUUAUCUUAUAGUUAUAGCCAACAACGCUCAAUUUUUUCGACAGAUUCGCUAUUAUUUUACCUCACCUGGAUUAUGAUUUUAAUGUUUUAACUACCCAGGCAAGAGGAACUGUGUCUCGUCGAUCAUUCGAUAGUAGGCACUUCAUUACUGAAAUCAGAACCACUUCAACUAAUUUAAUUUUCAAUUCAAUAAUUUAAUAAUGAAAUGGAUAAAUAGGAGAACUGAUAAUCUAAAUAAACUUAUAUGGCAAAAGAGCUUAAUUUAGUCGCCAAAGGCGACGCCUGUAUCUGUCGGUAUGUAAUCGUCACUCUUGUUUGUUUGUUCCGGUCUAUUAUUAUGUACAUGAUAGCGCGUAACCCACAAAAAGAGCCCAGAAAAUUGUCAAUACAUUAUUUGAUCCCCCAAAA